AUGAGAGGAAGAGACACACACAAGCGCAGACACAGAAACCCAUGGAGGGUGUACUGCCCCAUCAGUCCAUGGAGGGUGUACUGCCCCAUCAGCCCAUGGAGGGUGUACUGCCCCAUCAGCCCAUGGAGGGUGUACUGCCCCAUCAGUCCAUGGAGGGUGUACUGCCCCAUCAGCCCAUGGAGGGUGUACUGCCCCAUCAGCCCAUGGAGGGUGUACUGCCCCAUCAGCCCAUGGAGGGUGUACUGCCCCAUCAGUCCAUGGAGGGUGUACUGCCCCAUCAGCCCAUGGAGGGUGUACUGCCCCAUCAGUCCAUGGAGGGUGUACUGCCCCAUCAGCCCAUGGAGGGUGUACUGCCCCAUCAGCCCAUGGAGGGUGUACUGCCCCAUCAGCCCAUGGAGGGUGUACUGCCCCAUCAGUCCAUGGAGGGUGUACUGCCCCAUCAGCCCAUGGAGGGUGUACUGCCCCAUCAGCCCAUGGAGGGUGUACUGCCCCAUCAGUCCAUGGAGGGUGUACUGCCCCAUCAGCCCAUGGAGGGUGUACUGCCCCAUCAGCCCAUGGAGGGUGUACUGCCCCAUCAGCCCAUGGAGGGUGUACUGCCCCAUCAGUCCAUGGAGGGUGUACUGCCCCAUCAGCCCAUGGAGGGUGUACUGCCCCAUCAGUCCAUGGAGGGUGUACUGCCCCAUCAGCCCAUGGAGGGUGUACUGCCCCAUCAGCCCAUGGAGGGUGUACUGCCCCAUCAGCCCAUGGAGGGUGUACUGCCCCAUCAGUCCAUGGAGGGUGUACUGCCCCAUCAGCCCAUGGAGGGUGUACUGCCCCAUCAGCCCAUGGAGGGUGUACUGCCCCAUCAGCCCAUGGAGGGUGUACUGCCCCAUCAGUCCAUGGAGGGUGUACUGCCCCAUCAGCCCAUGGAGGGUGUACUGCCCCAUCAGCCCAUGGAGGGUGUACUGCCCCAUCAGUCCAUGGAGGGUGUACUGCCCCAUCAGCCCAUGGAGGGUGUACUGCCCCAUCAGCCCAUGGAGGGUGUACUGCCCCAUCAGCCCAUGGAGGGUGUACUGCCCCGUCAUGAAGGGCCAAGAUGUGUUCAUUCUGAUCGCUGUGUAA
This is a messenger RNA of Knipowitschia caucasica, 1101 nucleotides long. Lineage: Eukaryota; Metazoa; Chordata; Actinopteri; Gobiiformes; Gobiidae. The record is from the annotation of a GenBank genome assembly.